AUGGAGUUCAUCACGCAACAAACACAAAGCAUGAGCCUCGCCGGCGCGCCGCCGCAGCGCCAGCCCAAAAAGUACGGCGGCGGCGGCCAGCGCCACCAAAAGAACCGCCGCGGCGGCAAGGCGAAUCACAACAAACAGAAGCAGCCGGGCGACAACAAGGAGAACCAGAGGAACGGCGCCAACGCGCGAAGGAGGCACCGCCAGCACCGCGGCGGCGGCGGCCAGAAGCGGGCCCUCGCGGCCGCGGCCGCGGCCGGCCAACCGCCGCCGCAGGGCUUCUACUGGGUCGGCUACGGCGGCAUGCCCUUCCAGCCGGCGCCGGGGACCUACCCGAACCGGACCUACGUCAGACCCAACGUACAGGCGCCGCCACCGUGGCCGGGCGUCUUCCACGCGCCGCCCCGGGCGCCGGCCGAGGAGGGACCCUCGUUAUGCUUCACGGUCGGCGACACGCCGGCCAAGGCCGUCGUCACGCCGCAGCGCAAGCCGUCUUCUACAAUCUGCCCGACGACCUGCGGGCCGACGCCGAACUCGGACGCAAAGCUGCGGCGGAACCUCGCGGACGUCUACGCGUCCUUCGACUGCGUGCUCAUGAACCACGCGAUUGAAGUGAGCGAGCGGGCGGCGGCUGCACGGACACAGGGGCCACGCGAAGAGCUCACGGCCGACGCGGCGUUGGCGGCGGCCGCGGCGGCUUCUGCGGAUGCGGCCCUUGCCGCUGCGGCGGACGCCGCGCUCGGGGAUGCUUCGACGUCGUCGGAGAGGUGACACGGUGCGUAAGAAGACAUAUCGUAUGAGUCCGACGUCGCGUCGAUAGCGUUCCGCGCUGCUAGUGUGUUACAGGCCGCUAGCUAAAUAGCCCAGUGCCAAAAAGUGGUGGACUGCGGCGCACAGAUCGCUGGUACACCAGCCGUAGCGCGGUGGUUCGAACAGCGCCUGAUCGCUGCUAGUGCUGGCGAAGAGAAAACGGCACCUCGCGCCGUAGCGUAGACAAAAAGCUCUUCAGACUCCCAGAGCCCCUGGCCGAAAAAAGCGCUCCGGCGAGGACAAAAGAAUAAAACACGAGGUCAAAAGCAUAAAAUGGCCGCCCUCGUCGCCAGCCCAAACCAAGACACCCCUUUGGGAGGCGAAAACUACGUCGUCGUGACGAUCGAGGAGGUCGAGCUCUCGCUGAACGCCGUCGUCGCCUUACCGAGCGACGACGAGGACGAUAAUGAAGGCGCCGCCGACGCCGCGCUGGAGGCGCGCGUGGCGGCGACGCAGCAGGUCGCCGACGUCCAGGAGCUCUGGAUGUUAGAUAGGUCCGCGAAGGCUCGAAGGGACGCGGCUUUGUUAGGCGGUUCCUCUGAAGCCGUCGUGCCCGAGGACGAUGAACUGAGACGGAAUCAAUUACGGGCGUCCCUCAUAACGAGGCAGGCGCCCUCACCACAAUUGAAUCCGCCGCCCUCGUUUACGACGACCGACGACUUGGUCGCCCACGUCCAGGAGGGCGUCACGUACACGCACGCGGUCAAACAAAGCGCGACGAAACGCGACGGCGGCGAGGCGCAGUCGCGGAGGGACGUGGAAAGAGACCGGUUGUUGCUGGAUGGGCGGGGGCCGGCGCUCGAGGGUGGUAGGGUCGGCUACGACCGCGUCGUCGCGUCGUUGGUGAGCGCGCAGCGGAAACUCGUGCAGCGGGCCGACGCGGCGGCCUGGCGCCAGAAUGUAAAUGAUGCGACGUACGAUGCCUUCGCCAAGGCGGCUCUGGUUGCGGUGAAUCGCACGGAGAGCGGCGGGGCCGCCUUAGACGCGGUCGUCGCGACGGUGGCCGGCGAAGACGGUUCAAAACUAUUAGUACCGGUGCCCGAUUCCAGAAGAGCGGAACCUUUGAGGGUCCACUUGGAUCUGGGGCCGUACGCUUGUGACGACGGCUGGCGCUGGGGCAUUAGGGCAAGGGUCGAGGGCACGACGUUCUACCGCCUCUUCGCGCCGGACGACUUCGACGAGGAACGGUUGCGGUGUACGGCGCGCUACGCGAACGCGCUGCUGCUGCCGCUCGACGGGCUGGGCGCCGAGGCGGUCGUCCGGGACGCGUCACGCGCGAGCGUCGUCGUCGCGCUCGAGCCGCCGGAUCCGAAGCAGGCGUAG
Messenger RNA from Pelagomonas calceolata, 2130 nucleotides. The record is from the annotation of a GenBank genome assembly. Lineage: Eukaryota; Pelagophyceae; Pelagomonadales; Pelagomonadaceae.